AUGGCCUCCUCUUUGUCAGCUCGUCUUCAUGUUAUCCUCAUGUCAGCAGAAUUUAUCACAGGGAUUACAGUAAAUGGAUUUCUUAUAAUCAUCAACUGUAAUGAAUUGGUCAAAAGCAGAAAGCUGACACCAAUGCAUCUCCUUUUCAUAUGCAUAGGGAUGUCUAGAUUUGGUUUGCAGAUAGUGUUAAUGGUAAAUAAAAAUUUGUGGUACAGCGAUGAUUUUGGGGGGAUGUUUUUCAGCUCUGUCAGUCUCUGGUUUGCCACCUGUCUCUCUGUAUUUUACUGCCUCAAGAUAACACACUUCACCCAGUACUGUUUUCUUUGGCUGAAAUUCAGGAUCUCAAAGUUAAUGCCUUGACUGCUUCUGGGAAGCCUGCUGACCUCCGUGAGCAUUGCAACUCUGUGUGUCAAGGUGGAUUACCCUAAAAAUGUGGAUAUUGAUGUCCUCAGGGAUGCCAUGCUAAAGAGGACUAAACUCAAGACAAAGCAGAUUAAUGAAGUGCUUCUUGUCAGCUUGGCAUUAAUAUUUCCUCUGGCCAUAUCUGUGACUAUUCCUUAUGGGAGUCAGUGCUUCUUUGUGGUGAAGGACAUAAUGGCAGCAUAUCCCUCUGGCCAUUCGGUUAUAAUUAUCUUGAGUAAUUCUAAGUUCCAACAACCAAUCAGGAGACUUCUCUGCCUCAGAAAGAAUCAAUGA
Molecule: messenger RNA, 696 nt
Organism: Globicephala melas (long-finned pilot whale)
Lineage: Eukaryota; Metazoa; Chordata; Mammalia; Artiodactyla; Delphinidae
Product: taste receptor type 2 member 2-like
Biological process (GO): sensory perception of taste; detection of chemical stimulus involved in sensory perception of bitter taste; G protein-coupled receptor signaling pathway
Cellular component (GO): membrane
Molecular function (GO): bitter taste receptor activity; G protein-coupled receptor activity
Source: RefSeq, a predicted model, not a curated record